Sardina pilchardus (European sardine) is the source of this 2644-nucleotide messenger RNA. RefSeq names its product meprin A, alpha (PABA peptide hydrolase), tandem duplicate 2 (gene mep1a.2). Bases 52 to 2172 code for a protein of 706 amino acids. The record is from RefSeq and is a predicted model, not a curated record. NCBI's taxonomy places the organism in Eukaryota, Metazoa, Chordata, Actinopteri, Clupeiformes, Clupeidae. Gene Ontology annotation, cellular component: membrane. Gene Ontology annotation, biological process: proteolysis. Gene Ontology annotation, molecular function: zinc ion binding; protein binding; metalloendopeptidase activity. The transcript is spliced from 14 exons.
UAAUGUUUACACCAGUCGAGUAAUACAUGCCAGAAUCACACAGGACUUAACAUGGGCUCCUUGAACACAAGGUGGAAAAUCACAAUUUUAACAGCAUUUCUGUUGGUUCUGAAGGCUGAAGCACUGCCGACAUAUUAUGAUGAUGGGAGUGAUGUGGAUGCAGGGGAGCUGAGAGAAGACAUUCCCGAAAUUAAUUUAGAAUCAUCAAGAGAUCUCUUCCAAGGAGAUAUUGCCGUAGAUCCCAGAAGAAAUGCCAUUCUGGAUGGCAACUGGAAGUUCCCUAUCCCUUACAUCCUGACAGAUUCUUUGGAGCUGAAUGCCAAAGGUGUGAUCUUGCAAGCAUUUGAGAUGUAUCGGCUCAAGUCCUGCGUUGACUUCAAGCCUUAUGAAGGCGAGAGCACUUACAUCUCUUUCACUAAGCUGGACGGGUGCUGGUCUUUUGUGGGCGACUUUGGGACAGGCCAAAACCUGUCCAUCGGGGCCAGGUGUGACACCAGAGCCAUUGUUGAGCACGAGCUCCUCCAUGCCCUCGGCUUCUACCAUGAGCAGUCGCGGUCUGACCGUGAUGAUUACGUCAAAAUACACUGGGACGAAAUCCUGGAGGGGAGAGAGCACAAUUUUAACAAGUACGAGGAUGACUUCAUCACGGACUUGAACACGCCAUAUGAUUAUGAGUCCAUCAUGCACUACCGCCCCCUUUCCUUCAACAAGAAUCCCAACGUUCCCACCAUCACCACGGCAAUCCCUGCUUUCAACAAUGUGAUAGGCCAGCGGCUGGACUUCAGCGCAGUCGACCUGGAGAGACUGAACCGCAAGUAUGAAUGCGCCGCUCCUCUGACUCUGCUGGACCAGUGCUCUUUUGAGCAGAUCAACAUCUGUGGGAUGAUUCAGAACGAGCAGGACAACGGGGACUGGGUCCAGACCCCCAGCACCACUGGCAAUAAUGACCACACCCUGGGCGGCCAGUGCAGAGAUGCCGGACUGUUUAUGCACUUCGACACGUCAAAGUCUGCAUUAGGGAAGAGUGCUCUGCUGGAGUCUCGGAUCCUGUACCCCCGCAGGAGCCACCAGUGCCUGCAGUUCUUCUACAGGAUGACCGGGGCUGCCGGAGACCGCCUGGUCAUCUGGCUGAGGAUGGACGACAGCACGGGGAACCCUCGCAAAGUGAUUAAAGUGCACACCAUCACAGGUGAUGGGAAUGAUUCCUGGAAGAUUGCUCACGUGCCUCUGAGCACCGGCGAGAAGUUCCGUUACUUUUUCCAGGGCACGGCGGGAGUUGAGAACCAGGUUUCGAGUGGCAUCUCCAUCGACGACAUCACUCUGUCGGAGACGCCGUGCCCCGGCGCCGUAUGGCAGAUCAGCGGCUUCAGCAACAUCCUCGCCUCCACGCCAGUUGGCACCGGCAUCCGCAGCGGCCGCUUCUACAACUCUGAGGGCUACGGGUACGGGUUCACCGUUUACCCCAAAGGCCGAAGCGCAGACUCUGCUGAAUACGUUGGAGUGACCAUUCACCUUUACAGUGGUGAGAAUGAUGGCGUGUUGGAGUGGCCGGCCGUGAACAGACAGGUCACCAUCACUGCCAUGGACCAAGACCCGGAUGCCACGUUGCGGAUGUCCAACAGCCGCAGCUUCACCUCUGAUUCCAGCAUCACUUGGAACAGGCCAGUGGCUGCGAAUGGUACCUGGGACACAGCCUGCUCCUGCUACAGGGGACCGGAGAUAGGCUGGGGCACCUUCAUCUCCCACCUGCAGCUGCACAGGAGGAGCUUCCUGAAGAACGACGACCUUAUCAUCAUGGUUGACUUUGAUGACCUGACUCACUUGCUGAAGACCGAGGUGCCGGUGGUGGCCUCAGCCAAGGAGGAGAGGCCGCUGGACGAGAAGGAGCCGCUCCCGCCCAAUGAGAUUGCAGCACAAGAGGGCCGACCCAGAGAGGCGCGCGCCGCCACCCAGUCCUGCUCCCCCAACCCCUGUCUGAACGGAGGAGUGUGUGUGGAGAAAGAGGGCCAGGCCACCUGCAGGUGUGCGUCUGGGCGAUCCACUUUCUAUUCAGGUGACAUGUGUGAAACUCGGCAGGUUGCAGGAUCUGUUGUGGGGGUUCUGGUUGGAGGAGUAGUGGGCUCCAUGGUUCUACUUAUGGCCAUCUUUGCAGUUAUUCGUCAGAGGGAUUAAAACUGAGAUGCCGGAUGUGUUAUUUUUUUUUUUUAACCUUCUGUCUCUCAUUCACAAUGAGUCGCAUGUUUUUUUCAAGGCAAAUAAUGUCUCAGAGGCAGUAAAUGUUAUGACUACUACCAACUAUGCAGUGUUGCCGUUCUUCGAAGGAUGCAUUAAAAAAUAUAUUUAUAUCUACAUAAUGUUUAUGGUACCAUUUGUACUAAUCAAAGCUUUUUGUGUGAAAUAUUUAGACAUUUCCUUUCAUUUUAACUUUGUUGUUUUAAACUAUUCUGAUAUUAUUCCCCUGUUUUCAGAAGUAGAAUACUGUAUAAAAAUGUAUGAACCUCUUAAAAUAUUUAACAGUAUUUUGUAAUGUUACACUGCUGGGUUCCAUUCCUGAUUAUAGAAAAAGCACAUGAAAAAAGUUGUCCAUUCAUUUAUUCAAACAGAAAACAUAUAGUACACAUAAAGCUACAGUACACUAACUACA